AUGUCGGUCCCGUAUCUCCUGAGCAGCCAGGCUGGCCACAUCCCUGCCUCGCAGAAGAUUCCUGUUAUUGCGAAACCAUUUGUCAGCGAGAAGGCCGAAAAGGCAUUGGAUCUAGUCGAGAGAUUUGUCGAGGAAGAAUGCAUACCUGCCGAAGCGAUUUUCUCGCAGCAGCUUGGCCAAGGCACAGCCAAUCGGUUCAACGCACACCCACCAGUCAUUGAAGAUCUGAAAAGAAAGGCCAAGGCACUGGGGUUAUGGAACAUGUUCCUACCCAAGAACCACUUCAAAGAAAGCGCGGGCUUCAGCAAUCUCGAGUACGGCUUAAUGGCCGAAUACUUGGGCAAGAGUUUCAUCGCCAGCGAAGCAACAAACUGUGCUGCUCCUGACACGGGUAACAUGGAAGUUCUUGCGAAAUACGGCACCAAAGAACAGAAGGCUCAGUGGCUAGGUCCCCUGCUAGAUGGCAACAUUCGAUCCGCCUUCCUCAUGACGGAACCUCAAGUUGCUAGCAGCGAUGCUCUCAACAUCGAAUUCAGCAUGAAACAAGAUGGCGAUUAUUGGAUUUUAGAUGGUCAGAAAUGGUGGUCUAGUGGUGCUGGCGAUAAUCGAUGUAAGCUGUAUAUAGUCAUGGGGAAAUCGGAUCCGAACAACCCCCAUACCUAUAAGAAACAUUCCGUCAUCCUUGUGCCGGCAAAUACUCCCGGCGUCACCGUCAAGCGUGUCCUCUCAGUCAUCGGCUUUGACCAUGCGCCACAUGGUCACGCGCAUAUUAUAUUCAACAAUGUUCGCGUCCACAAAGAUAACCUGAUACUCGGCCAGGGGAGGGGAUUCGAAGUCGUCCAGGGUCGUCUGGGACCAGGGCGAAUCCAUCAUGCUAUGAGGACUGUGGGCGUUGCUGAAAGAGCCCUUGAGUACUUCAUUGCCCGCUCAAAUGAUCCUUCUAGGCGCCCAUUCGGUAAAAACCUCAGUGAGCAUGGCGUCAUGCUAGAAAGAAUUGCCAAAUCGCGUAUCGAAAUCGACUCGGCCCGUCUCGCUGUCCUCAAUGCCGCAAUCAAAAUUGACCAAGGCAACGCCAAGGACGCCCUCAAAGAGAUUGCCGAGGUCAAGAUUCAAGUUCCGAGCAUGGCCCUGGAGGUCCUUGAUCGCGCAAUGCAGGCGCAUGGAGGAGCCGGCGUGUCCCAAGACACGCCGUUGGCUAGUAUGUGGGCUGAUGCUCGGACAAUGAGGAUCGUUGAUGGCCCGGACGAGGUACAUAUGAUUCAGUUGGGGCGCAAUGAGAGCAAGCGAGGUCUAAACCUGUUAAAGAAAAUCGAUUCACAGAAGCACAAAACUUCAGAGUUGCGCAAGUAUUACGGCCUGGAUGAAAGGGACACUCUGGAACUCAACAGGACAAGUGGAACUGCGAAAUUGUAA
Metarhizium brunneum ARSEF 3297 is the source of this 1413-nucleotide messenger RNA. RefSeq names its product Acyl-CoA dehydrogenase family member 10 (gene Acad10). Gene Ontology annotation, biological process: fatty acid beta-oxidation using acyl-CoA dehydrogenase. NCBI's taxonomy places the organism in Eukaryota, Fungi, Ascomycota, Sordariomycetes, Hypocreales, Clavicipitaceae. The record is from RefSeq and is a predicted model, not a curated record. Gene Ontology annotation, cellular component: cytoplasm. Gene Ontology annotation, molecular function: acyl-CoA dehydrogenase activity; flavin adenine dinucleotide binding.